AUGUCUUCAGACGAGAAGCCCCAGGACCAGGAGUUCAACUCCCGAGAAGAGCAGGACUACCAAGACAACCAAGACCAGAACCAGCAAGAUGACGACAACAACAACAACGCCUCAGACCACCAGCAAGACUCCCAGCAGAACGGCAGAAAUGGCGAGCUAAGCGAAGACAACUCCUCCGACCGCGACGAAGACAACGAGCCCACAACACCCCCCGCCCCUGAACGCCAACGCUCAAGCGGCCGUGGUGCCCGUGGUGCCCGCGGCGGCGGCGGUGACGAUGACGAUGCCGGCAACGACCGCGAGAGGUCGCAGACGCAAACCAAGACCCAGACCCGCCGCAGAAGAAGGGGCGCCCCCUUCCAGCGCCAAGCCCAAGACGACUACGAAGACGACUACGAUGAGAGGGGACAGGGAAUGGUGCCUCAUCAGCAGCGGCAACAGCAGAUGUACCAGCCGCAGCAACCGAUGCAGAUGCAGCAGCAGAUGCAACAGCAGCAGCAGCAGGUGCAGCAGGGAGGCAAGAAGGACGACGGGAAGAAUCCGCUCAAGCUGCGGCUGGACUUGAACCUGGAUAUCCAGAUCGAGCUCAAGGCCAAGAUUCAUGGUGACUUGACGCUGGCUUUGCUGUAA
This is a messenger RNA of Trichoderma reesei QM6a, 630 nucleotides long. RefSeq lists its product as uncharacterized. The transcript has 2 exons. The record is from RefSeq and is a predicted model, not a curated record. The coding region runs from base 1 to 630 and encodes 209 amino acids. NCBI's taxonomy places the organism in Eukaryota, Fungi, Ascomycota, Sordariomycetes, Hypocreales, Hypocreaceae.